This is a messenger RNA of Mesorhabditis belari, 972 nucleotides long. The record is from the annotation of a GenBank genome assembly. NCBI's taxonomy places the organism in Eukaryota, Metazoa, Nematoda, Chromadorea, Rhabditida, Rhabditidae.
AUGGAGAGACUGCCAAAUGAGUUAAAACGGCAAAUUUUUCACAGACUUUACCCCGAUUUACUGCUUAAAUUUCUGAAAGUCAACAAAAAACUCCGAUGUUAUGUUUUAAAGAAUGGUCCUUUUGGGAAACGCCUUCACCAAAUCGUCCUCGAUUUCGAACAGGGACAAAUUCAAAUUCCAUUAUUUUCCUCGAAAUCUGAUUAUCUAGAGAAUAUUUGCUUGACAAUUGAUGAUCAAAUCGAUCGCCAUACUGUGAGACUUUUUCAAGAGUCCGUCACUUGCACGGAUUUCCUCACUCAUACUCCUAUUUACAAAAAAGACGAAUUCAACGAGCGGGACGAGAAAUUUCUCCCUUUUUUGAAGAAUAUCAAAAUCAUCGGUCACCUAGAAUGGGACGACCUAUUAAUUGGGUCAAAUCUGAUGCAAAAUCUUCAAUUCACAGUGCUAAAAUCGGCUCGAAUCGACGUUGGCGCCAAUGGGGCAAAGGAAAGAGAUUUCUAUCGGGAUUGGAUUCGAACAAAACUUGAUUUCUGUGAAGCGAUCACUCUUUGGGAUUGUCUCCCAUUGGACACGUUUUCAGGGUUAAAGGGAUUGAAACGUUUGACUCUUGAUAGCUGCCGAUUUCUUCGUCGAUUACCGGAGAUUCUCGAGAAAGGACUUCCGAAUGAAAAUCCCGGGUUCACCAUUCAGUUUUCCACCUACUUUGACACUCAGAUGGUCGGCGAGAUGUUCGAGAACGAUGAGAGAGGAGUGAUCGAAGAAGAUGAGCUCCGUUUUCAGCAUUUAUACGAGCCGUUUAAGCGGUCAACUUUUCAGGGAUUCCACAGUUGCUCAAGUUAUCGAAAGUGGCUCGAUGAUGGGAAAUAUUUGGCGUUUUUUGGGGCUCUAGUAUCGGAUGAUCCGGUGAACGAGAGACCGCCUGGGUCGGUCUUCUUAGCGAAACUCCUCGAAUCUGGCGAUAAAUCGGAAAAA